Molecule: messenger RNA, 1739 nt
Organism: Prosopis cineraria
Lineage: Eukaryota; Viridiplantae; Streptophyta; Magnoliopsida; Fabales; Fabaceae
Product: UDP-glycosyltransferase 87A1-like
Exons: 3
Coding region: 154-1560 (468 amino acids)
Molecular function (GO): UDP-glycosyltransferase activity
Source: RefSeq, a predicted model, not a curated record
CACCUCCAACAAACAAGUGGAAUACAAACAUUAAAGAGCAAGUCAGCAGUCAACUCCAAUAUCUCAUCUCAAAGGGCUGCUUCAUCAUUAUCGUCUUCACUUGAUUAGCUCUAUCUUCCUACUUCUGUAACAUUUCUCACUUCCAUCAGUUCCAUGGAGGUCCCACCAACCGUUGCCUGCCACGUGGUUGCCAUGCCCUACCCAGGUCGAGGCCACAUCAACCCCGUCCUCAAUUUCUGUAACUUGCUUCUAUCCCAUAACCUUGACAUCCUCGUCACUUUUGUGGUAACUGAAGAAUGGCUCGGCUUCAUCGGUUCACAAGCCAAGCCCCAGAAUGUCCAGUUCAGCACUAUACCCAAUGUGAUCCCGUCCGAGCUGGAUCGUGCAGCCGACCUUGUCGGCUUCGUCGAAGCUGUCUUGACGAAAAUGGAAGCUCCGUUUGAGCAGCUCCUGGAUCGGCUUGAGCCGCCGCCUACACUGAUCAUACAUGAUACUCUUCUCUUCUGGGUCGUCGGAGUCGGUAAUCGAAGGAAUAUCCCCGUUGCGUCGUUUUGGACAAUGUCGGCGUCGUUUUUAUCAGUGUUCCAGCGCUAUCAUCUUUUAGAGCAACAUGGGCAUUAUCCCAUCAAUGCAUCGGAAGUGGGCCACAAACGUGUGGAUUAUUUUCCUGGGAUUUCCUCAACCCGUCUAGUGGAUUUUCCUCUCAGAGACGGAAGCUUUAGCUGCCAAAGAAUGUUGCAACAUACCUCCAAAUAUCUUUCUUUUGUACCCAAAGCACACUAUCUCUUAUUCCCUACAAUACACGAGCUUGAACCUCAAACCAUUCACGUGUUAAAAUCUGAAUUCUCUUUGCCCAUUUAUGCCAUUGGCCCAGCCAUACCUUAUUAUUUAAAUGUUAAUGACCAAACUCACCUCAACAACAGCUACUUCCAAUGGCUAGACAACCAACCUUCUAACUCUGUGAUAUACAUCUCACAAGGAAGCUUUCUCUCAGUUUCACAAGCUCAGAUCGAUGAGAUCGCAGCAGGUUUACGGUUAAGCCGUGUUCGGUUCAUCUGGGUAGCGAGAAAAGAGACUCAUAGGCUAGGAGAGAUAUGUGGAGAUGUUGAUGAUAAGAAGGGUUUAGUAUUGGAAUGGUGUGAGCAACUGAGAGUGUUAAUGCAUGAUGCUAUUGGUGGUUUCUGGUCUCACUGUGGAUGGAAUUCAACUAAAGAAGGUCUGUUUACUGGUGUUCCUUUUCUUACUUUUCCAAUAGUGAUGGAUCAGCAUUUGAACAGUAAGAUGAUAGUGGAAGAUUGGAAAGUUGGCUGGAGGGUGAAGAAAGAUGUUGAUCCUCAAAGAUUGAUAAGUAGAGAUGAGAUUGCUGGGUUGUUGCAGAAGUUUAUGGAUUUGAAUGAUAAAGAUGGAAGAGAUAUGAGAAAGAGAGCCAAAGAGCUUCAACGUGUUUGUCAGCUUUCAAUAGCAAAUGUUGCUCUGCUUUUGCUUUUCAAUCGUUACAAGGACGAUGAUGCUUACGUGGGUGGCGCUGGUGAUAGCUUUAAUAGAUUAAUUAACUACUGAGUAAUUAUUAACAGAAAAAGUAUGAAAUAGCGAAGUACCUAGGCUCCCAUUCAUUCGUGAGGUGUAUUAUAAAUUAAACUGGAUAUCUCUGUUUUUUGGCCAAAAAAAAAAAAAAAGAUACCUCUGUUUUGGUCAGAAACAAUUAGGAAUCUUUGUUGACAACUAAUUCUUCGAUCGCU